CAACAGAAGAAACUGAUUGUACAGAUGUGCCACAAAUUCUCCAAUUUACUCUCUGCUUGUUUCAUUUGAAAGAGCAGCCAUGGAUAUAUACUUCAUAACUUUCAUAAGACAUGUUAAGCUGAAACUUUUACAUUGUGGUAAACUGGUGGUACUGAAUUAAUGUGGAUUGCAGCUUCCCUUUGUGGUGACAUCACUUGAAACUGCAAUGCUGUUGCUUUUAUAAGGCAGCCCACUCAAGCAGCCUCUGUACAAUUAUGAGAUGAUCGCAGGAAGUAAAUAGAAAAGUUUAGAUACUAUAACAGUUUAGAGUAUAAGACUGUGCACAUGGGAAAAUCACUGUCAGAGGCGUCCGCAUCCAAGCCGUACCAGGGAGUGAGAGUCAAAGACCCUGUGAAGGAGCUGCUGCGGAGAAAAAGAGGAAAUGCUGCCAGAACGACACCCCCCACCGCAGUAGGAACUACAGCACACGUGAUGGUUCCCAGCAACACUCUGCCAUCAUACACACAUGCUGGGUCUUCCAGCUUUGUAGAAGCCAACCAGAGCAGCCUAAAUGAUUCAUUAGUAGAUGUCGGUGGGCUCUGCACAGGAUGGAUUGCCCAGACCACCAGCACAACUGCCCUUCAGCCUUUGAGUCACUGGACUCCUCCAGACCAACACCACGACCCUGCCGUCCCGCCCCACACAGACAUGUAUGUCCAGCCAAUCUGUCCCAGUUACACUGUGGUGGGCCCUUCCCCUAUGCUGACGUUUACACACACACCUCUCUUCACUAACCUUGCGACCAUGAGCACUUCCAGCUCAUCCCUGCCUCAGGUGGAGGUCCCGGACUCCUCCUUGACAUACAUUCCUUGGGCUCAGCCUUUAUCCACCAUCUCCAGCUCCGUCAUGCAGGCCCCCUCGAUGCCAGCAGCCCUGACGACCCCUCAGUUCUUCCCAGUGCCUCUGACCUUGCCAGUAAUCUCACCAGAACCUGAGCCUCAGCAGGUGGAGACUCCCCAGGCCCCAGAGGGCACUCUGGCCCUUGAGAAACUGCUGGAAGAAGAUGAGGGCCAAAAAGAACCCUACAUCUGCAACUCCUCGCUUUUUUCAGAAGAUAUUUAAGAUAUUCGCAUUAGCACUCUUUUUGUGCAUCUCCUUAAUAUACAGGAGCAUUUAGUACAGAAUUUUGGCAGCUCAUAUGAAAAAAACUACUGUGCACUCUUAAAAAUAAAGGUUCCA
Molecule: messenger RNA, 1218 nt
Organism: Sinocyclocheilus anshuiensis
Lineage: Eukaryota; Metazoa; Chordata; Actinopteri; Cypriniformes; Cyprinidae
Gene: pou2af1
Product: POU class 2 homeobox associating factor 1
Exons: 5
Coding region: 325-1101 (258 amino acids)
Biological process (GO): positive regulation of transcription by RNA polymerase II
Cellular component (GO): RNA polymerase II transcription regulator complex
Molecular function (GO): DNA binding; transcription coactivator activity; POU domain binding
Source: RefSeq, a predicted model, not a curated record